Molecule: messenger RNA, 750 nt
Organism: Pyricularia grisea
Lineage: Eukaryota; Fungi; Ascomycota; Sordariomycetes; Magnaporthales; Pyriculariaceae
Exons: 2
Coding region: 1-750 (249 amino acids)
Molecular function (GO): monooxygenase activity; calcium ion binding
Source: RefSeq, a predicted model, not a curated record
AUGGGAAUGGGCGAUUCUGACACCACCAACGGCACUGUCCGUGUCUCAGUACCGGGGGUUCCUGUCACGGUCCAGCGGAAGCCCUUCAUCCAGGACGAGCAUGAAGACCAGAGGCUGCCCAACGCUGGCACGGCCCGUGUCAACAUCGCCGCCUCAUAUGAACAUCCACACGGAACCACCGAGAACGGCUGGGCUAGACGGCACAGUCACCAGACGGUGCUGCAGCAGCACUGUGACUUUUUCGACAGGGACCAAGACGGUGUGAUUUGGCCGCAGGACACCUUUGUCGGCUUCUACCGUCUUGGCUUUGGUGUAGCCCUGUCGCUCCUUUCCGUCUUCAUCAUCCACUCCAACUUUUCCUACCCCACGAUUCCAUCAUGGAUUCCGGAUCCCUUCUUCAGAAUCUACCUCGAUCGCAUCCACAAGGACAAGCAUGGCUCUGAUACGGGCACAUAUGACACCGAGGGACGGUUUGUGCCACAGAAGUUCGAGGAUAUCUUUGCCAAGUACGCUCCCGGCCAGGACAGCCUCACUUGGAGAGAAAUCAUGAAUGUUUUGCACGGCCAGAGGCUGAUUGCAGACCCCAUUGGCUGGUUUGGUGCUUUGUUCGAAUGGCUUGCAACAUACAUCCUACUGUGGCCAGAAGAUGGGCGUAUGAAGAAGGAGGAUAUCAGGGGUGUCUACGAUGGCAGUAUCUUCCAUACCAUCGCUGCUCGUCGAGAGGAAGGGGUCAAGCAAAAGAACACCUAG